GGCCCUGGUGGCUAAGGGCUCUCUGGUCCAGACCAAAGGGACCGGGGCCUCCGGCUCCUUCAAGAUGAGCAAGAAGGCUGCCGAACCUAAGAAGGUCAAGAAGCCGGCCAAGAAAGCCGCUCCUAAAGCUAAGAAGCCCGCAGCGGCCAAAAAGCCCAAGACAGCGGCAGCUAAGAAGCCAGCAGCCGCUAAGAAGUCUCCCAAGAAGGCUAAGAAACCGGCAGCGGCUAAGAAAGCAGCUAAGAGCCCCAAGAAGGCUGCAAAGAGCCCGAAAAAGGCCACCAAGAGCCCCAAGAAGGUGGCCAAAAAUGCCCCUGCAGCCAAGAAAGCCCCAGCAAAGAAGGCAGCCAAGCCCAAAGUCAAGAAAGCAGCAGCCAAGAAGAAGUGAGCUGUCAACAGUCUCAUCAACAAACUACUCACAAAAAGGCUCUUUUAAGAGCCACCCACAUCAUCCUUAAAGAGCAUUUUCCUGUUUAUUAUCCUUCCAAUACAAACAAAAAAAUGUGAAAAAUAAAUAUGCAUAAUGUAUUACUACUGAAUAUUAUUUACAUUUCCUAAUUACAAAGGGAAAAAUAAACAAACUAACAGCUGUCUAUUUCCUCCAAGAU
This is a messenger RNA of Epinephelus moara (kelp grouper), 608 nucleotides long. Its product is annotated as histone H1-like. The record is from RefSeq and is a predicted model, not a curated record. Gene Ontology annotation, biological process: nucleosome assembly. The coding region runs from base 65 to 388 and encodes 107 amino acids. The transcript has a single exon. Gene Ontology annotation, cellular component: nucleosome. Lineage: Eukaryota; Metazoa; Chordata; Actinopteri; Perciformes; Serranidae. Gene Ontology annotation, molecular function: DNA binding; structural constituent of chromatin.